AUGGAUAAGUAUGUUUUGGUAGAAUAUUUGAGCAGUAUAAAAACAGCAAUAUGUGAAACGUUUAAACAUACUCAGCGGAUUAAGCUCACUAGUUUUGAUGUUUCAAACCACUAUAUCAUUUUGGGGACAAACAGUGGAGGUAUUUAUAUUUUCAAACGAACACCAUGUGAAUUUCUUAGGCUAAUCCCAAGCAAAGAAGGAUCUACAGUACACAUAAAAAUAUCUCCUGAUGAGAAAAAUUUGGCCGUAGCCUCUGCCAGAGGCCUUGUGAUAAUUUUAGAAAACUUUUUUGCUGACUUAAAUGUAAGGCCUCUAUUGUUUACCGAACACGACGGCAAUGCAAUAACUGUGAUGAAAUGGCAUGGCAAUAGUGUAUACAGUGGUGACAAUAAUGGAAAAAUAGCUGUAUGCACUGUUCAUGCAAAAUUGACAAAAGCAAUAUUCCAAACCCCAUCUUCAUCUCUAAUGAGCCUAGAUUCAAGCAUCGUCCAAAUAGAUACUUACAAAAACUAUUUAUUAAUUUCAACCAAAACACGUACUUAUUUAUGUGAUACAGAAAAGGAACAGUACAAACAAAUAGGCAAAAAGCUGAGAGACGGCAAUUUCGGCGCUUGUUUUUCCCAGACCGAUUUCUCCGAUCACUUCGAUAGAUGCGAAGGUGUUAGGAGAGCCUUCAAAACUAUCGAAAGUGAAGAUAUUUUUAGUAGUAAAGUGAGUAACGAUGUGAAGAUAUACUGUGCUAGGCCCGGUGCUCGCUUAUGGACGGCAAAUUUUGAAGCCACUGUUCUUUCAACAUAUCAGUUCAGAAAUUCCCUCUCUAUGCAAUCUUCCGACUUGAUAACCAUUGAAAACGCCAAAGAUACGAGGCUUCGUGUAACCAAAUUCGAAGAAAUUGAAAUUUCAAAGGACUUCAACUUCAGUAAAGUGUAUUUGCUGUACAAAAAUAUUAUAAUGACAUAUGACAAUAAGGGCAUUUAUUUCUUUAAUGUAGAAAAGAGCAAUAUCGUAUGCUGGUCGCAUGCAUUCGACAAUAUUAGGGAUGUAAAAAUUAUGAAGCCACAUAUUUACGUUUGGAGGAACGAUCUGCAAAUUAACAUUAUUUCGUUGCAAUCUCUGGAGGAAAUAGUUAUUAACACGUUAAUCAGUAAACAGUAUUUGUUGUGUUCAGACUUAUGUGUACAAUUUAACGAAGAAGUUUUUGCUUUGAUCGAAAAAUCAAAGAAAAUCAAUCUCAUAUCAAUUUUGAGGACUAAGUUGAAGGAAUUAGGAGAAGACGAUCUUUUCGGGAAGAUAGAAAAUAUUUUAGAUAAACUAGAUGAGUAUUACAAAGACCAAACGGUUGGAUUAAAGUUGGAAAAUGGUAUAGUCCUAGUUGAAAAUCAGUAUUCGGCGCAAGCUACCACUUUACCUGAAAAUCUAGAAAGCAACUUUCAAAAUUUAGACACUGAGAAAGAUUUAAAGAUACUUUAUAAACAAUACGUACUUAACAAAACUCAUAAGCUAGCAGAAUUAACAGAGAGUAGUAAAAUUUUAACAAAUACCAAUUUAGAUGAACUGCCCUCAUUGUUCGAGUCUUUUAUAAAGUACGUCAAAGACAAAAGUGAAGAGGAUGCGACGCUGUGGUGCAAAGAACAGCUGUUGAAAUUCGUUUCUAAAAGUUUGUACAAUUUCGACGAACUUAAACCACCGACCGUCGAGUCGUUAAGUAAAUAUUUUUUAGAUUUAAACGAUUAUAAAAUCGAUUGUUGUAAGUGCGGUUUUCCUUUACCCAGAGCGCACAAAAGGAAACUAGAUCAUUACAAUCUGGCCUGUAAAUUGUUUAAUUAUACCGAAAACAAACAAGAGUACUUAAACAACAUUCCGCUUUUGUACAAGCUCAAGGCUUGCGACUUGGCAUUGAAUCUCGGUAUGAUUACCCAGUUCAGCGACAAAGAGGUAUUUAAAAAGGUCUUAUUUAAAAUGACAUAUGAUAAGUGGGACGACAUUAUAAAGUUGUAUAUAAAACUGAGUCAAGGCCACUGCUUGAAUUGUUCCGAGACGAUAUGUAUCGACGGACUGUUGACUUGGACGGAAUUGGGGAUGCUGAUGGUUGAAUCUAUAGGACCGAAGAAUGCCAAUCGAUUAGUGAUGAGGUAUGCGCAGUACAUUCCUAAAGGGCAGUUGAAGCAGGAGUUUUACCAGAGCUGCAUGUUUUCUAUGACGUGCCCGAACCAGGGCGUUGCUGUAAAAUUCGUAGAGGAAGUUUGUGCCGCUGGAAGCUCUAAAAUGCUUGGAGACUGUUUAGAACAAUUCCUGCAAAAGCAACAUUCCGGCCUCCAAUCGCCACACAAGAGUAUUAGACCCGAUUCCAACAUCAAAUGUUCCUAUUGUCAGAUAUCUGUAAGCAAUCCAAUCCUGCGAGAGGUGAAACAUUGCGUUUGCGGUCAUUACUACCAUCAGAUCUGUUUUAAAAGUCACAGUAACAUUUGUAAGUAUUGUGUAGAAGAUACCAACAGU
Molecule: messenger RNA, 2496 nt
Organism: Diabrotica balteata
Lineage: Eukaryota; Metazoa; Arthropoda; Insecta; Coleoptera; Chrysomelidae
Source: the annotation of a GenBank genome assembly